AUGAAGGGCCUCGCCGUCGACCACCUCGUUUUCGAGCAGAUGUUCCCCAAACCCAAAGCGACGGAUCCGCAAAACUUCCAGGGCCUGCUCCAACGCCAGCUCGUCCCGGAGGUCCGGCUCGAGACACAGGCGUUCUACGGCCAUCUGUCGUCCCAGGAAGCCAAAUACCCGGGCCUCGAUUACUCGUACAAGCCGCAUCGCGUCCGCCUCUCCCGCUACCCAUGGCACCGACGCCUCUUCCGCGCCUUUGAUAGUCUGGGCCUGACGAAAUCUGAGAUUGCGAGCUUGACGAAGUGGGAGGGGACGCGAUGGGCAAAGGAGCGAUUUGAGCGCGAGCAGGGCAUUGUGAUCAAGGAUACGACGGCUGAUGGCAUCAUGGACUGGGUCCCUCCGGAACUGCGCAGAUCAAUCUCGCAGCAGGCACACCAUGCCGAUAUCGAGGUCAUGGACGAUGUUCAGGAAGGCGAGGAGACGGAGGACAACGAGGCGGAGAACGAGGAGAUGGAUGAGGAUGGCGAGGACUCGGAUGCGGAGCUGCAGAGCGUGGGCACAGAGUUGAAUGAGCGGCUGCGGGCUGCCGCGGCACAGCGGGAGGCCGGGCAGGACACCGUGAUGGAUGAGGAAUGGGAACAGUGGUUGAAAGAGACGGUCGAGGCUGGGGGCCUCCCCUUUCUCUCUGCCGACCUGUCGCCCCAUGCCAACAUCCCCGGUACGAGACCCGCGUUUGACAGCCCACACCUGCCCGCCAGCAUCUUGAACGCAGCGCGAUUGGGGCAGUGGGAUCAUAUCCCGGAUUACCUGCACAACUACAUCCGCCGCGAGAUGGAAGCCAACCGCCGCCGAAUGGAAGAUGCACCGAUCACCUCUUCGACACCGUCCUCUUCUGCCUCGUCGACCAACGGCAGUGGCCCACUUGCGUCCACGAGAACUCUCCCAAUCCCGACCCCGACGACUGCUGCUGCCCCCAGCUCCCGGGUCGUCUCGCCCUUCACCUCCAGAACGCUUCAAGGCCGACAAGAUCUCUCUGGCCACUUUGUUCGAAGCGGCACGGGCAGUCCCCGCGCACGCCCUGCAAUCCCAGCACCACCAGCGCUCGCGCUCGCGCGCCUGCAAGGUCGUUCUUCGGAACAGAUCUCCCGGCGGACGAUGAUGUCUGUUGAUCGAAGAACCCCAGCCAUGUCGGUGCAUAACGCUGCGCGAGUACUGUACUCGUACGGCUACUGUGCAAUGUGGUGGGACGAGAUGCGACGAGAUGAGGACAGCGGGCAUGCAGGCCGGUCUUGUGGGGGUCGGCUUUGGCUGGAUGGUGGUACAUAUGGAGCUCUUGUCUUGGUUCGAAGAAGAAAAAGAAGCAUGGAAGCAUGA
Drepanopeziza brunnea f. sp. 'multigermtubi' MB_m1 is the source of this 1365-nucleotide messenger RNA. RefSeq lists its product as uncharacterized. NCBI's taxonomy places the organism in Eukaryota, Fungi, Ascomycota, Leotiomycetes, Helotiales, Drepanopezizaceae. The record is from RefSeq and is a predicted model, not a curated record.